This is a messenger RNA of Anas platyrhynchos (mallard), 5166 nucleotides long. It is a transcript of the gene PARVG, whose product is annotated as parvin gamma. NCBI's taxonomy places the organism in Eukaryota, Metazoa, Chordata, Aves, Anseriformes, Anatidae. Gene Ontology annotation, molecular function: actin binding. The record is from RefSeq and is a predicted model, not a curated record. Gene Ontology annotation, cellular component: cytoplasm; focal adhesion; actin cytoskeleton. Gene Ontology annotation, biological process: establishment or maintenance of cell polarity regulating cell shape; cell projection assembly; actin cytoskeleton organization.
CCCUCCAAGAUACUGAAACAACAUAUCAAUCAAUAUACCAUAUUUCAUCCCAUUUUUCUUCUUUCCACAAAAACAACAUUGACUGUAAUAUGGUGUUAUAAUUAAUAGUUCCAUUUAGGGGCCACUCUGAUCCAUCCUCUAGUUUAUAAAGUGGCCACCAUUGAUUACAAUAUUUGAUAAGAGUUCUUUUACUUUCUGUACCCUCUCACCCCACUAUAUCCCUCCAAUGUGUUAGUAUACAUCCCAGAGGGCUUUUCCUCGGGAUUUCUUUGCUUUGAACUUUUCCUAUUGUAAUCUACAGUGGUCAAUGUUCCACUGUUUUCCUAGAAGCUCUUUACUAGUCAAUCCCAAUCCCUCCAAAAUCCACAAUAUAUAGAUACACAAGUAAAAUCAGACCACUGUAAAUUAACUGCCUCUUGACAAUUACACUGAGGACAUUUAAACCUGAUGAGCCGAUAAUAUGCCUGGGCAAAUUUUGUUCCUUUAGACAUACACCUCAAUGGCAGUCCUUAUAUUUACAUAUUUACAUAUUAACAUAUGUAUAAAAGUGUACUUUAACAAAAAUGCCCGGGCUUUUAUAUAUACAAUACACAAUGUACAGCUAUUAUUCCAGUUAGAAUUAUUCCUCAGCAGCUGCAAACAUGCCAGUUGCCAUUAAAGCUCGCUUACCCUCCUCCUGUCCUUUUCUUAAAAUCUCAGACAUCCCCAGAGUUAAUGGGGAUGGCCACAUAUUCCAUUCCUGGCUGGGGUCCCCCCAUCACUAUUUCUCGUGGGGAUAUAAUCCCUCCCUUAAAGCAGAUUUCUGAUUUCUUGCCCUGCUUCUGGUUACCGGCCCCUAUGUUUCAUGAUCCGAUUCCGAUUCUCCUGGAUUAGCUAAUUUGGGGAGUCCGUUAAGGACGGGAGCUGCUAGUGCGGGCGGUGGAAUAUAGGGUGGGGGCGGUGUUAGGACUUCUAAGUCCUUUCUCUUUUUAUCCUGCCCUCCUUUUUCUUUUAGAGAUGUAGAUGCGUCCUCAUAUCUGAAUUUAUCCAGAGGUGCGCAUACUCACUUUCUUCCAGACUAAAGGGUUCCUUUGAGUUUACAUAAAUAUUUAGGCCUGACAAACCCAAUCUUCAAAAGACCCAAAUACAGGCCAGUAAAGGUGGUCUCCUCGAAUCUGUUUACCAUCCCAAACUUCAACACAAUAAUGUAUCAUUUUUACUUUAUUCCUUCCCCGCCUAAAAGGGGAAUCAUUCCAAUUUUUAAUCAUUAUUCCUAGAGGACUAUCGGGGGGAAUGGAGGACAUAUCCUUACCACUAUUUCCCCCACCCAUGGAACCAGAAAGCUUACUCUUUUUCUGGCCCAUCUUCCAGAGUGCCCUCACACACACACACACACACACUCCCCCUUUUCGUGGCCCAGUCCCUCGCGGGAUGUGGGAACCACACUACCGGGGGGUCCGCUCUCGCUUCGUCCGCAAUUGGACGUCUCAGUUGUCACACUCCGGGAAACCUAACCCCAACCGAACGGAACACCGGCCUAUCGUUUUUUUACUCACUCCUCCUCUGAGUCUUCGUUCGGUUUUCGUGCACAAAGGUUGCCUGAGGUUUACCGGUUUUAUUUGCUUGUAUCCAAUUUAGGGUUCGUCGGUAAAAGGUCCCGAGUGAGGCCUGCGUUCUCAGAGGCCGCCGAACUCGGCGGGGUGCCUCCCCUGAAAUGCGCCUCAGUCUGAUGCCUUUAUCCGAGUCACGGCACCAAAUUGUUAUAAGUUAGACCACACAGUUUUCUGGUCUAUUGAAAUUAUUUUAUUAAUCAAGUAAGCAGACACAAGCAAAACAGCGCUGUGCGGCUGGGGAGUCUCCGCUCCACCACAGCACGCAACUUCCCCUUUCCAGUGUCGCUGUUUUAUAGCAUUCAAGUUCUGGCUUGUCGAGACUUGACCUGUCGACUUGUCGAGACUUGUUCUGAGGCUGCGCAGUCUGUUGUUGGGGGUCGUUAUUCUUCCUCCGGUGAUCAUGCGCUGUGCUUGUGUUCAGUUUACCAGGAGUGAAAAAUAUACAAUGGAUCCAGACAUCUUAAAUGUGUUUACACAGCCUGCUGCCCUUAAUCAGUUCCUUGUUGAGAAUGUCUUCACUCCAGGAGAGAAGAAGAAACUCAUAAAACCCACUGCAAGCAACAAUCCGAAAUUGGAGGAGUUAAAACUGUUAUUGAUUGACUGGAUUAACACAACUCUGAAACAGGAGCACAUAGUAGUUAAAAGUCUGGAAGAAGAUCUGUACGAUGGACUGGUACUUCAUCAUCUCUUGGAAAAACUAGGAUCUCUCAAGCUGGAUGUUGACAAGAUUGCAUUAACAGAAAAAAAACAGCGGCAGAAACUCUCCGUGAUUCUGGAAGCUAUGGAUAAGUGUUUGCAACUGGAUGAAAGUCAGCUGAAAUGGAGUGUGGAAUCUAUCUUAACAAAGGACUUACUGAGCACCCUGCAUCUUCUGGUCGCAAUAGCAAAGCACUUCCAACCUAGUCUGGCUAUUCCUCCAAAUGUUCAAGUGGAAACAAUCACUGUUGAGAACACCUCCAAAGGAUUAAAGACGACAAGUGCAGUGGAGUAUAUCACAGGAAGCAAAGAGAAUUUAGAAGAGCAGUCAACAGAUGAUGCCUUUGAUGAAUUAUUUAGCCGUGCUCCAGAUAGGCUGGAUGAUGUAAAAAAGGUAUUUUUGCAAUUUGUCAACCAGCAUGUUGGAAAAUUAGGAUUAAAUGUGAAAGACAUGGAAUCUCAGUUUGCAGAUGGAGUUCUCUUACUUUUGUUAAUUGGACAACUGGAGGGUUACUUUCUGAAUUUAAGGGAUUUCUUCCUGAUUCCAGCCAGCACCACAGAGAUGCUUCACAAUGUUAACCUUGCAUUGGAUUUGCUGACAGAUGGAGGUCUUCUAAAUUUUUCUGUGAACUCUGAAGAUAUUGUGAAAGGAGAUAUGAAGUCUACAAUGCGGAUUCUGUAUUGCUUGUAUUCCAAAUACAAGACUAAAGAAACAUGAAGAGCAAGACCAAGAACUUGGAUACUCUGUUUGCCACUGUGUAUGCACUUGUGUUUGACACUUGCUGUAUUGAUAUUGUAUGUUCAAAUAUGUAUUUGUGCAAGGUUUCACACACCCUGAGUACCUGAAAGUUAGUGCAUGUCCAGGGCCAGUAAAUUGUGUAGUUCUGUGUCUGUAGCUCCUUGUCUCGCUCUCUCUUGUUUGUUCUGAGACUCCCUAAUGCUGCAAAGCGUAACACAUGCUUGUAAAAGAUUCUGGAAUCUUUGCUUCUGGAAAUGAAUAUGGAAGAUGUUAUUACAACCCCCCUGUGUUUCUGCUUCUGGUUUGCUCUGGAAACAGGAGAAGGGGAAAACCAACCAUGGCAUCUCCAGGAAGACUGCAUAUAGUAUGAAAGUUCAUGUUCAAAAACUUAUUUACACAGGUGGCCAGCUGUUCUCAGACAGGAGACUGUAUAUUGGACACCAGAUGAAUAGCUAGCCAAAAUGAAAUUGGAACUUACCACAGUCAUUGAUAAAAGUUUCAUCGCUUGCUCACUUGAAUCUGGAAAAGGGACCUAGGAUCACAUGCUGAUGUGAGACAGUAGUUACAGAAGGAUCACCUGCACAGCUAUGGAAGGAUGCCCUGAUUUUCUUGCUAAGCUAAUGCCAAACUGGCCAGCUUCAGCCUGUUGCAGCACUAGUGUAACAUGCGGCUAGCACAAAUGUUGAUGUCAAGCAUGUUACUGCAUUUCCUUCCGGACAGAGGUGGACAGCCCUUGGUUUGGCUUACUCUGCAGCUGGCAGAAGAGGGAAGCAUUGCUGGAAGUAACAAAACUCAGUUUGUGUCACUUCUAACAGCAUACUCAUGAUGUGGGAGCUCUCAGACUCUUGUGGGACUUUCCUAGCUGCAUUUGUCCAGCAAACACCCUCACACAACUCAGCAGGCCCCCCUGGAUGCAGCUAGCUAACCACAGUUCAUGUCAAUUGUCACCCUUGCUCUUUCUCUAAGGUUUUAAAUCUGAGCACCUUCAAAACCUUUAUCUGUUCCCUUGACCUUAAAAUUAUGUCAUGUUUGUGUUACAUAAAGCUUGGGAUGUGAUUAAAAAACAAAAAAUCUUGAUAUUAUUUUGGCUUCUAUCUAAACUGAUUUAGUUUCCUGCAGUCAGUGGCUCUGACAAUUGGUCUCUGAUUUGAUCCUCCAUCUGUGUAUUAACAGGACACCAAAGCACACUGCAAGUGGUGACAUUAACAGAUGAGAAUUUGUUAUGUCUAGUUCUUCAUCACCUAGCCAAAGAAAGAUCCUUAGAUAGCAAUGAUGAUAAAUCUUCAAGUCCUGCCUUUGAAAAUGGUAAUAAUGCACAGCUGCUAAAGGAAAGCAUUCUGCAAACUACUGUGAGCGUACUCCUUUUUGCACCAAUAACUACCUUGUUACAUUUUUACAGAGAAAAAAACAAUGUGUGGUGUAAAUAAACUGCAAGAUCAAAUUGCUUCCCUAACACAAAUUAGUUGUAUGUGACAUUUUGAAAGACUUAAAUCUUUCAUGUGCAAGUCAAGUCUCCAUAGGUAUCUUGCUUUAUUCCUUAAUGGGCUCAAACAGUUUACCGGGAAACUUUUAAAGUUUGUUCUGGCUUCACAGAUCCCUGCUGCCAUUGCUGUAAUAUCUUAAGUAGGUUGUGCAAUAUGUCAUUACUGAGCAGGUAAAAUUGGGCUAUCUCUGGUGGAGGGUAGGGGUGAGGGAGCAGAAGAGCAAUUUGCAGAGAUAUGGUAGCAGUGCAGCCUUUUCCACCAAGUCUGUUAACCUGAAUUUCGUCCCUGUUGCUUGUGACCAGAAGUCAUUUCCAGUGUGUGGCUUUUUUAUAGCCUCUGGGCUAUGCCUUGGGUAAAGGUGGCAUGGGGGGGAGGAUUAGCUGGUGCUGCCUGGUUGGGAGGUUAUCACUGCUCAGGGAAUAGUUGAUUUUUCUCUGUGUGCUCUGAGUUUUGUGGCCCACACCUCUGGUGUAAGUAAAUAUGGUGCUUGCACUUCUGCAGAUUGUUGUCAGGGGAACCAAGUCUGAUUCUUGAUAUUUAGUAAAAGAAAGGGUUGUAUUCACUUCCCAACAUCAUUUUGUCUAACCCUGUUAUAAACAACUCAUUCUUUAGAAAACAGCUAAUGUGCUUGAAUAAAAAAUACAGCAAGACCAAA